AAAAUCUUAAAUAUCUUUCCAUUGGUUUCUUUUUGUUUUUCAGGUUUUGUUUCUAGGUCCACUAACACUGUUCUAUUUGGAUGGGGUGCUUAAAUUGUAUUUAGAACCCAAGUACUGGCAAGCUAAUAUGAAGAACUUAAUAUGGUUAAGAAAUCAUGUUGUGGCCCCAUUUUCAGAAGAGUUCAUAUUCAGAGCCUGUAUGAUCCCUUUACUCAUCCCUUCUGUCGGUGCUGGCACUGCAGUGUUUCUGGCUCCUCUAUUUUUUGGGGUUGCACAUUUUCACCACAUGGUGGAGAGAGUUAGAAACAAGCAUGCUGACCUUAAAACAGCUUUUCUCCAGUCAUUGUUUCAGUUUUCUUACACAACAGUAUUUGGUGCUUACUCAGCUUUCUUGUUUAUUCGCACAGGUAGUUUAGUUGCUCCAGUGGUUGCACAUGCCUUCUGUAAUCACAUGGGAUUUCCAGACAUUGGGAUGGUGUUUCAGUACCCUCCUCCACAAAGGUAUAAGAUCAUGGCAAACUUUGUGAUUGGACUGGUGUUGUGGUGUUUUCUACUCUAUCCACUGACACAUCCCCCGUUAUUUUCCAAUAUAGCAUACAAUUUACUUCUUUGAAAGCUAUGAUCAUGUAUCUGCAAAUACAGCUUUAUAGUAUUAAAGAUCUCCUGUUCAUUCCAUAUGCUAGAAGUAAAAGUUUCAGUUUGUAUUAACUGAUAUAAGUUUUACUUCAAAAGAAAUCUUUGAAGAUAUAUAUAUAUGAAGUUGUUUUUAAUGGAAAAAUGUAUUUUCUGCAUAAUUAUGAGUAUUGUUAUUAUUGCAACAAAAUUCUGUGCAUUCAGUAUUCCUUUUGCAUGGAUGAAGCAUACUUGUAUUUAUGUUUCAUAGAUGAGAUUUACACAAAAUCUGUAUAAAAAAGAGCAGUUGCUGUUAUUAUGUUAGUUAAAAUGAAUAAUGUAUAUUUUUGCUAUGUUAUGACUGACUGUCAAGUUAUUUAACAGUUCUAGCAUACAUGAAAUCAGUAUGUUUUUCAGAAUGGUGCGAGGUUUGAAACUUGAUGUGACAGAAAUGUUGAUAUAACAAAGUAGUUAAAAUAUACUUUGUAGUUAUUUCAACACAUGACAUCAAUGGUAGCCCAGUGUAUAUCUAUUGGUAGUGAAAAAUUCCGUGCAGUUAGACCUAAAUAUCAAAGUUUUGUUAAAAAAUGCAAAUAUUUGGAAAUUACAAUUUAAUGUCAUUUUAUUUGGUGCUAUCCUUCAUUUUGCAAUAGCCAUAAUUGGUUCAUUUUACCAAAUUAGUUUGAUAUGUUCAGAUUUUUAUAUCAAGUAUUACAGUUGUAGCUAGUGUUUAGUCCAUUAUUACUUGUGGGAUACAUCUUUGCUUUUCUCAUUUGAUGUGCUUUUUUAUAUGUUUUAAAGUAAAAAAUGGUGUAUGUGUUUUAGUUUAUUUAUUGUACUUGUAUACUUUUCACAGUAGGUGAUAUUCAUAUUUUUUAAAGUGAAGCACUAUGGGUUGGUUCACAGUGACUAGUGGUACUAGCAAGUGCAUACUAACUCGAUGAGGACUCCUGCAGAAUGCAAUUAUCCUGAAGUUGAGUAGAAUACAGAAAGUUGGUGAUUAUACAAGUACGUUGGAAACAAGAAUUUUUUUAUCUAAUUGCAUUCAGCAGGAGUCCCUUUGGAGUUAGUAAGAACUUGCUAGUACAAAAUAUUCAUUGUGAAUGCACCCUAUGAUGAAAGACUGACAUUUAAUUGCCACUUAAAUGCACAAGACAAGAGAGCACAUAUAUGCAGAUUGAGAGACCAUGUAUUCAUUUACAUAUUUACUGGUUAAUCUCAAUAAAGUUUUUAUAAAAAUGU
Messenger RNA from Lingula anatina, 1854 nucleotides. Its product is annotated as CAAX prenyl protease 2. The record is from RefSeq and is a predicted model, not a curated record. NCBI's taxonomy places the organism in Eukaryota, Metazoa, Brachiopoda, Lingulata, Lingulida, Lingulidae. Gene Ontology annotation, biological process: CAAX-box protein processing. Gene Ontology annotation, cellular component: endoplasmic reticulum membrane. Gene Ontology annotation, molecular function: metalloendopeptidase activity.